UUCGACCCAAAAUAAUAUGGGAGGAAAAAAAGACAUAAACAAUACUAGGAACAGAAACAUGAAACAACGUUAGAGAAGCAGGGGAUAGCGUAUGUACGCAAAGACCAUGGCAUCUGUGGUCGUGAUCUUUGAGUUAGCUAGCCAGAAAAACUGUUUUCUGAUUCGCAAAGGAGGAAAUAAUAGUGGUAAAGGCGAAAGCGUCCAGCAGAUACAAGUGUUUGAAGCCAGUUAUGCUGAAGGGAAAAAGGCAUAUUUCUCUUUAUUUGGGGGUGUGCUGAAGUCAGGUGACACUGUUACCAUUAAUGGACUCUACGCAGCAAAGCUAGGAAUAAAAGACCUACAACAGAUUGUUCUAAAACCAGUCUCUUGCUCAGAAAUACAUUGCCAGAAAGUUCAAGUGGAACCACUGUCUGUUGAUGAUUGGGAGAUACUGGAACGAAAUGGAUCUACUCUGGAAAAUUGUCUCAUGAACCAAGUGAGAGUUGUCUGGCCAGGUCAGGUGCUGCCUGUGUGGGUGGAGAAAUCCAUAUGUGUUUUCAUCACCAUUGGUGAAAUUGACCCACUUGGAAAGUUUUCACUGCUUGGUACCAACACUACUGUGAUAGUCACACCAAAGUCAAGGUCACUGAAGAGAGCAGGAAGUCAGCAUCAGCCUUUUAAAAUGCCAUAUCGUCAGGCCACGCAGGACCAGACAGAUAAUUCUCUCUUGCCAGAUUCACCUCACAUCAAACCAACACCGAUGCUACCUGGAAAAGAGAUGACUCCCAAAAAGUCCCAACUUUGGCGUCAGAAUACUGAUAAAGGAAGGGAAUCUUCAGUUCGUAGACAAGGGUUGAUGGGCAUGCUGUCCUCAUUAUUCCAGAAUGAGCCACAACCAUCAUCAUCUGAAGAAAAUGAUGAUCACCUUAAUGAUAUGCAGACAGAUAACAGUCGAUUUCACCAGCGUAACUUGGUGUAUCGAAUACAGUCUUGUAAUCUUGUUGAAACCCUCGAGGAAAUUAAGAGAAACAUUCAAAACAGAACUUUUGGAGAUGAGGUGGAUUAUUAUCAGCAGCCACCAGUUGAACUUCUUCAACCUUCUACAAUCUAUGUAAGUGCACGAGAUAUGGAAGGACGAAAAUCAGCUCAACAAAAUACAAGCAUGAAUUCCAAAGUCUUUUAUGCAGAGUUUAAAAAACUUCCGUCAGUUCAGGACAAGAAAAAAGCAGAGCUUGAAAAGAAGAAUAAGGGUGUUAAAGAUAACUCGGACUUGCAGUCUGCUCGUCCAGAUGAUGGAAGCUUACUGCGAUGCGUUGUGCGUGUGGUAACAGUUGACAGAACAACUUGUAUCACAGAUCCAGUUUGGCGACAAGCAGCUCUGGUAGUUCUCAAAAAACAAGAUCUCGUGCCAGGUCAUGCAUUUAUACCUAUGCUUCUAAGACGACAGCUGAAACUUGACUCAACUGGUUGUGCUUGGGUUAAAGCUGGGAAUAUAUCAUUCACCAGGACUGCUGCAGUCACCAUUUACCCCAUCUCUAUAGUGCCCCGUCAGGUGGAUGAUUUCAUGCUGCUAUCAGCUUUUCGACAGUGGGUGGAAACUGUGGCCAAUAACAAUCAUCCCUUGGUGAUAUUCCAUGGAAUGCUUGUUAAAUUUAAUGUCACUGAAAUUGAAUAUGUGGAGGCUCAGCUUCUGUUAUCUACUGGUUCUGAGUUAACGAUGCUACUGAGCCAGUCUAAUGUGAGACUGGCUAGUAUAACAGUGCAGAGAGGGACAAAAGAUGCACAGUUACCAGAUGUCUUGACACCUCUGCUAGCAUAUAGGAAGGUGAAGGACUUUGAGCCUGUGGUGCCCUCACAAACUCUGGAUCAGCUGGGGGGCAUAAGUGGUCUUACUCAAGGGGCACUCAGACAUUUGGAGGUUUGUCUGGGUAGCAGACCAUUGCCACAGAAAUUGUUUAGCGAUAGACCAGGUCUGAAUCAUGGUCUACUUCUCUUGACUGGACCCAAAGGUAGUGGCAAAACAAGCCUUGCAAACGCACUUUGUCGUGCAAUGUCUCAGCCUCCCAACCUGGCAGCCAUUUUCACCAUGAGCUGCAAACCGCUCAGGGGUAAGCGCGUAGAGACCAUUCAGUCAUUGUUUGAGGCAGCUUUUGAUGAGGCAGCAUGGCGGCAGCCAUCUGUUCUACUGUUGGAUGAUCUGGAUGUGAUUGCUCCAGCCACUAACAAUCCUGCCUCUGAGAUGUCUGGCGAGGCUCUUUAUGCAGCAAAGGUUGCCCAAGUUCUGGAAGGCUUGGUGAAGUUUGAGAUGCGAAACUUCACAAGAAUGGCAGUUAUAGUGACCAGUCGAUCCAGAUCCAGUCUUCAUCAUAGCAUCGUUGCAUCACGGGGACUACAUUUUGUACAAGAAGUGACAGCCAUUACACCACCAGACAAAGUUUGCCGCCGAGAGCUGUUGUGCAGCAUCCUUGAAAUGCAUAGUACUGUAGCAGUGAAAGCAACACUGGAAAAUCUCAACUUAGAUGAUCUGGCUGAGCGGACAGAAGGAUUUGUGGCCAGAGAUCUUCAAGUUCUUGUCAACAGGGCGCUUCACUGCCAUAUGGCAGACCUGCUCAUGACUCAACCAAAAGAGGUUGUCCUAGAACCCGAGGACUUUACAGCAGCACUGGAUGGCUUUAAACCUCUAGCCAUUCGUAAUGUGCAGCUACAUACAGCAGGAGACUUGGGUUGGUGUGAUGUUGGAGGACUAGAAGAGGUCAAAGCUGUUCUCAUUGAGACUCUCCAGUGGCCCAGCAAGUAUCCUCUGCUGUUUGCAAACUGCCCACUGAGACUUCGCUCUGGCCUACUACUGUAUGCCCCUGGUACAGGUAAAACUUUGCUGGCUGGAGCAGUUGCAAAGGAAUGUGGUUUGAACUUCAUUAGCAUAAAGGGACCUGAGCUCCUAAGCAAAUACAUUGGUGCCAGUGAACAGUCAGUCAGGGAUUUGUUUAACAGAGCUCAGAGUGCCAGGCCUUGUAUACUCUUCUUUGAUGAGUUUGACUCCAUUGCUCCCAGGCGUGGCCAUGACAGUACAGGUGUCACAGACCGGGUAGUGAACCAACUUCUGACUCAGCUGGACGGAGUGGAGGGAUUGCAAGGUGUGUAUGUAUUGGGCGCCACGAGCCGGCCUGACCUGAUUGACCCUGCUCUACUGCGGCCAGGACGACUGGACAAGUGUCUGUACUGCGCAAUUCCUACUCAGGAAGAGCGGCGGUCCAUACUGCGGGCGCUGACGCGGAAGAUGUGCCUGGCAGAAGAUGUGUCCCUCGAUGAUGUUGCAGAUGUCUGCGAGGACUUCACUGGGGCGGACUUCAAGGCGCUGCUGUACAACGCGCAACUGCAGGCCAUCAAUGAGUACACCAAGGCGGAGGAACAAGCCAAAGAAACCUGUGCGUCCUCCGUCAGAUCUGCAGCUGACGAAGGACGGAGUGAGCUCUCACCACAAAAGCAGGCGGUAACUUUCUUCCCCACCAUCAGUGAUGGACCCAGCGUUCUGAGCCCGCAAGAUGAAGCCAGAUAUCUUUCGAUGGUGGAGCAGAUUCGUCGGCGGGCCAAGCUGAAAGAGGGCAGAACAAACCUAGAGAAGCGACGGGCUUCCUCCGUGCUGGUCAAGCCCUCCAUGUUGAUGCCGGUCUGCCAGAAACACCUGCUUACUGCCGCCCAGAACAUGAGGCCUUCCGUGUCGGCAGCCGAGCGCCAGCGUUAUAAGGCUAUCUAUGAGAACUUCGUGUCUGGUCGUCAUGGAGAUUUCAACGCGGGGGACUUGCUUUCUGGCCUCAGGACUACUUUGGCAUGACGACCUGAAGACGCCUUGCUCGACCCUCCUACUUUCAACUUUCGUUUGUCUCUGUUCAAAGAGCUGGAGGAAUCUCGCUUUAUCGUCCGGCAAAAACGAUUUCUAAUUCCUAUACCUCCAUGAUCUUAUUUUAUAUGGAAUGUGGAACUUGACGACAAUGAGAAAACAAGUUGUUUUCAAAUAAUGCAUAUUUUAAGUUUUAAUUAAUCGUGAAGGAUUAAAAUAUUUAAGCUAAUUGUAGAAAUUCUCUUUGCCGUAUUCUCUUUAAAAAAAAAUUUAAUGUGAAUUGUAUAUUUGCUCUAGAAAUCCUUUCGUGCAAUUUGUGUCCAUGCUUUUGGCAUUGUUAGUACAUAGGUGCUGUUUAUUAUGUCGGGACUGUGAGUAUGCAGGUGUUGUUAGCAAGCACUAUAUAUAAGUGCCUCAACACAUCUGCACAAAACUCUCCUGUUUGUGAUGCUGUUUCAAGAUUGCUUUGAUUUGAAUGCUGAGAAAUAUGCAUGACAUAUAAACAUGUACUUCUAUGAUCGCGCACACACACAGUGAAAAUGUUAUAAAUAUGAUGUGUUUACCUGUAUCAGUUCAUUUCUGGUGGUGUCUCAGUUUUUCUGAUUGAGUUUUGAAGAUAAUCAAUGGAUGUCUUUUCUCUAAUUUCGCGCACAUGGUGUUAAGGACAAAAUUUGACACUGAUUUAACAUGUGCCGAUCUGAACUUGACAUUUAACUCUUGGAGUUGGGAGAGAUGAUACCAUCCAGAGGAUAUUUCGCUCCUUCGUUACUCUUUCACUCCACAGGAUGAUGUCAAUCAACUUUUACUUAUAUCUUUAGGCCGAACUGUGUUGAGAGAAAAGAGUUCCAUUCCUCUUUUGAAGCGCAUAGAGCAAUCGAUAUGAUUAUUAUUUUUAUUAUUAAAUUUAUUUUUAAUCUGUAUUGUAAACAGUAUGUUUCCACUUGUCAUAUUUUGUGAGCAGACCGAUUCAGUUUUUGUUUGCUGAUUCAGUUUCUCCAUCUGAUAUUUAUUGGCUUAAAUAACAACCUCAUCGUUUACCUGUUAAAUUGUUUAGUUGUUUUCAAUAUAUCGUAGAAGUAUACAGAGUGAAUGGCUUAGGUGUGUUUUAUAAUGCUCAUUUAUACAAAUAAAGAUUAUCGCUCGAAAA
Molecule: messenger RNA, 4964 nt
Organism: Pomacea canaliculata
Lineage: Eukaryota; Metazoa; Mollusca; Gastropoda; Architaenioglossa; Ampullariidae
Product: peroxisome biogenesis factor 1-like
Biological process (GO): protein import into peroxisome matrix
Cellular component (GO): peroxisome; peroxisomal membrane; cytosol
Molecular function (GO): ATP binding; ATP hydrolysis activity
Source: RefSeq, a predicted model, not a curated record